AAAAAUAUUGUAACACAAUCAAUUGUAUAAAACUAGGUGUUUAUUUGAUUCCUAACUGAAGUAUAAAAACGCCGGGCUGCUUUCUGCCAAGACCGAACUGACGUGUGCUUAGUCCCACCUUCGCGCUUAAAAGGGGUCAUUAUCCUCGUGCUUAUUCGGUAGCUUUACGUUGUGAACAUUAACUGCUUGGUAUUAGAGAAUUCUCGGUGUCCACGCCGCAUUUAAUUUUGUCAAACUCUUAAGGUCUUCCGUUACUGUCCGGUUUGUCGAAAAAUAGGACGACGUGUUGAAAUCGCUUUGCCCCUUGCAAUUCGACAGACGAGAAGCACGGCAAAGUGGAGCGUUGUCUCGUCUCGUCUUCUUCAGUGUAACGCUUCGCUGUAGCUGUAACUGUAACUGUUUUAUUUAAUAGUCUAGCGAAGUUUUAGAUCAGGCUGCAGCUACUAUAAUUUGUAAAUUGUUGAAUAUCAGGGUACGUUUCGACCAGCCAGCAAAACAACUUCAGGCGGUGGUUUGUUCGGAAGUAACAAUUCGCCCUUCUUCCACCAUACGGUUCCAUUCCAACAACACGGGCACAAGAUGGUAAUGGAUGCAACACCUUCGCCGCAGAACGUGGGCCGCGAGUUCGUCCGUCAGUAUUACACGCUGCUGAACAAGGCGCCAGACCAUCUGCACCGAUUCUACAACAGCUCGUCCAGCUUUGUGCACGGUGGUCUCGACUCGAAACAUCAAGAUACGGCAUUGGUGAUCGGUCAGAAGCAAAUUUCGUGCAAGAUACAGCAGUUAAAUUUUCGUGAUUGCCACGCCAAGAUUAGCCAGGUCGACGCACAAGCAACGCUGGGCAAUGGGGUGGUGGUGCAGGUGACGGGUGAGCUCUCGAACGAUGGGCAGCCGAUGCGCCGUUUCACGCAGACGUUCGUCCUAGCGGCCCAGUCGCCGAAGAAGUACUAUGUCCAUAACGACAUAUUCCGGUACCAGGACAUCUACACGGAUGACGACACCGAUGAUGGUGAGCGUGCUAACGGCGAUGAAGACGGUCCCGAUGUCGGGUCUGAUGGAUGUUUGGUGGAAUCCAAGCACGGUACAGCCGGCGUAAACCUUGGCGGCCAUUUGCAGCAUAUAUCGCAGCAACAACCGCCACAGCAACAACCAAUGACGCAAGCUCCUCAGCAGUCCCUCUACUAUCCAUCGAAUGUGAUAAGCACUGGUUCGGGAUUGUUACCUGCUUAUGGGCAAUCUGUGGCUAGCCAAGCGGCGCAGGCUACCCCGCAACCUCAAUCACAACAGCAACCCCAGCAGCAGCAGUUACAGCAGCCACAGCUUAAUGGGCUUCACGAGGAUUUGAUAAAAAAUGUAAGUUCCGGUGUAGGCACACUGUUGACGGGCACCGGUACCACACUUCAACCUACGUCUCUCGAUCCGACCAUUACUCACAUCAACAUGCUAAAUCAACAACCGUCACUCACCCAGGUCCAGUCUGCAACGGCACACGGAUCUUCGACCCAACAGCAGCCUCCCCAUUCAAACCGAACAUUGGGUGAGUCGGAUUUACCGAAAAAUUCUCUCAACCUUGACCAUGUCACUAGUGGUGGAAGUUCAGGAGACAGUGAAACGCUGCCUACGACUAUAGGUGGUUCCACCAAUGACUUAGAAAACCAUCAGCAACAGCCGCAGCAGCCUCACCAGACGCAGCACCACAAGCCUCAGCAACAACAGCAGCACCAGCAACAGCAGCCGCACCACCACCAUCACCACCACCACCAACAACAACAGCAGCACCACCAGCCGCCACAACAGCAGCAGCAGCCGCAACAGCAGCUACAGCACCAACAGCCACAACAGCAGCUGCAGCAAUCGCAACAGCAGCUGCAGCAGCAACAGCCGCAACAGCAACUGCAGCAUCAGCACCAACAACACCAGCAACAGCAGCAGAAGCAACAGCCGGAACAGCAGCCGCAGUCGCAACAGCAGCUGCAGCAGCAGCACUCUCAACUGCAGCAGCAGCAGCCCCAACAGUUGCAGCAGUCGCAGCAGCAGCAACAGCAGCAGCAGCAGCAGACGCAACAGCAGCAGCAUCAACAACAGCCGCAGCAAACGCCACCGCACCAAGAACAACAACCGCAACAUUUGCAACAGCAGCAACCGCAACAUUUGCAUCCGCAGCAACCACCACAACAGCAGCAGCAGAAACAACAACAGCAACCACAACAACAGCAGCAGCACCAACAACAACCAAAACAGCAGCAAAAACAACAACAAUCGCAACCGCAACAGCAGCAGCCACCACAACAGCAGCCGCAACAACAGCAGCCGCAACAGCAGCAGCACCACCACCAGCACCACCACCACCAACAUACGCAACAACAACAACAAAAACAGCAACAAAAACAACCACAACAGCAACAACAAGGAACACUAAACCAUCACAAUAAUCAACAGCAGUCACAGGGACAAGCAACUCAUCAUUCGGGCGGUUUCGGAAAUAAGCAACAGUUGGUGGUGCAAUCGCUGGAGCCAAAAACCUAUGCCAAUUUAGUGAAGUCGGGUGUUGGAGCGGCUGGGCCAUUAAGCUUUGCGUCAGCCAUGCAAGCGUCGCUUAACGUAGGUGGUUCCGUGUCCCAAACUUCCACACAAAGCCACAGUCAGCAUCAACAAAACCAUGGGUCGCAGCAUCAACCACAUCAUACGUACGGUACUGGCCGAGGACAGCGAGAGACAGUGUCGCCAGCUACAUCCUGUACUACGGGCGGAAGUAUGGCCACCAUCCUCAGUGUAAACGGCAAGUUUGCUAACGAUCGACAACAAGAUACUGCGCUGGGCACUGGGCUUGGCACCGGUGGUAGUACUGGUGGCACGGCUGGCAACUUGUCUCAGCAGCGAUCUCAGCAGCAACGAUCGAUGCGGGUGAAUGGAACGGCCGGGGCAGCAGGGCUACGACAGCAGGAUGGCCGGCAGUCGAGCUACGGACGGCAAAACUACAACGACGGCGAUGAGCGACGUCAAAGUUCGUCCGCCCAGUUAGGUGACAACCACCAGCUGUUCCUCGGGAAUAUACCACACCACGCGACUGAAGAUGAACUCAAGUCGCUGUUCAGCAAGUUUGGUACAGUGGUCGAUUUGCGCAUUCUAUCGAAAUCGGUUCAGAAACUACCAGGAGUGCGAACGCCACCACAUUACGGCUUCAUCACGUACGAAGAUCCCAGCUCGGUGCAAACGUGCCUAGGGAACAUGCCGCUCUUCUUCCCGGAAAAUUCUCCGGACGGACAAAAGUUGAACGUUGAGGAAAAAAAAACCCGCGUCCGUGGGCCGGGCGAGAGUGGAGGACGUAUUAACAAUGGCGGACUCGGCAGUGGCGGAGGGUCGACUAGGUCCGGUGGUGGCUCAGGAGGUCAAUCGCGAAGCGGUCCAUCGGGAGGCCAGGGUGGCGCCAGUAUGAAUCGUGGUGGUGGUAGCGGCGGUGCAAGUGGUGGUGGUGGCGGCCAGCGAAGCCUCGGUAGCACGGUCGUUGGUAGUAGCGGAGGAAACCGUGGUACAGGAAGUGGCGGUGGCAGUAGCGGCUAUGGUCAGCGACCUGAUAGGAACAACGUAAACUCCCAAAGAUCUGUCGCUAAUGCAACGGGCAUCACCAACCGUGGUUUCGGUUCUGGCUUCUAAAUGCAAAGAGAAAGGAGACAUCGAUGAGGAGAAGGUGAAAGUAACUGUGGAAGUACGGAUGAGCAUUUUGAACGUAAAGACCCGCAUGCGUGUAUCAUAAGCAAACACACAGACCGACGCACGGACGUUUGAGGCGAACUUAGCUAGAGCAUGAUGGCCAAGACGCGAAAAGCUGUCGGCACUAGCUAGCAGUACACUUGAACAACGUUCUCAGAGGUUCCAAUGUCUUUAGACCAAAGCAAUCAACACAUUUCCAACAAAUUAGGGACAGCUUCAAUUGUUGCAGUUGUCAAAAUGCAUACGUGUACAUGUAUACAUGUGAACGAAUGCACUAUAAGAACAAAUUACGUGAUAUGCACUAACAUUGGUAAACUGCGAAAGGAUGACGAAAAUAAGGAACAACAUGUGCUAGAAUGCGAAUGGUAUAUUUGUCGACAUGAAUGUGUGUGUUUGUGUGUUGUAUGUGAUCGCGCACGCAAUGCUCUGACAACAAAUGACAUUUUUCAUUAGUAGCUUUUUUCUUGAAUUCCAUCAUCAUCUGAUUGAGUCUACAAAUUGAAUCGAAAACGUACCAUAUUCUCAGCAAAUAGUCAUAUGUCUAGUUCGAGUUGAAGUCAAAAAAAUCCUGAUAACCCAUCGUACGCGUAAUUAGCUUGUUUGUUUCAUGUAGAGAAACAGUCAGAGGUGUAUGUUCAUAUGCUUAAAUUCUUGCAUUCGCCGUAAUGCACUAAAGACGAGAUCCGCUUACUAUAACGCAACUUUAGCGAUUUCCUCUUUCCAUAACUGGGAGUUUAAGCAAUCGAUGGUAACAGAACCAAGCUGGUGAUUGGAAGCAGUCUAGGCAUGGCUUUCGUGACAUCCGAUUCAUUGAGUAAUCGGUGUCGCCGGCUAGAAUUAGAAUAGCAUAAAAAGGCGAUAAGAACAGAGAUUCCAAAUUAUUGGAAUGAACAUAUGGCGCGGAAAGCAGCUAAGGAAAAUUUUUGAUACAAACUUCUUAACGGAAUGGAAACGACAAACGUAAUUAAAUUAAAAAUAGUUUUACUUAAUUACACUCUAGAACUUACAAACGAAUGCACAGCUACAUACGUACACAUAAAUACAAAGAAAACAACCUAUAAGCAAAGUUCUAUAUUUCCCCGGUAUUAGCGUUCAGCGAAGUAAGCACAUGCAAAUAAUAGAAUGAACAAAUGAUAAAUUAAUUAUGUGGAUAAUGCUUUUUUUACAUUCUAGUUUCUACACAUCGCCUUUUAGGUCAUUUAGUGAAUAAAAAGCGAAAGCAGAAGUGUAAUUCAAACAAACUUUAAAAGGGAGCUAGUAAAUGAGCAACGGCUGUGUUGCGCUUCUUGUACCCUUUCGAGUCGGCUUUCGGUUGGUAGUGAUAAUGUCACGUCAAUAUCCAUCGACAAACAACGUAAUUAUGCCGUUACUUCAACCUCACUGAAGUAUUGCACCUAGGAGGGGUUGUGAUGGGUUUAGGUUAGGGUUGGGGAAAGUAGUAACAAAUCAGAGUAUGGUAGAAAAAGCAAUUGGAAGAUCCUACACUACUAUUUCUAUCUGAAAUGGAGGGAUGUGGAUUCCUGUUUUUCGGGGUAUUGGGAAAAGGAGCGGAGCAGUUUUUAUCAGUUAAUCCUUCCAGGAAAGGGAGGACUAUCGGCCCAUCCUUCAUAAUACUGCUUUACUAAUUCAGGUGCCCUGUUCAAGGGGUUUCUAAACGGGAAGGCCCAUAUCAAAAUAGUACACCAGAGCUGGAGCUGGAGGUGGAGCUGGAGUUUGAUGCGAAAUAUUCAUUUCCUUGUGUCGUCAUUCGGCCGACCUUGUCAACGAAAGGAUGACCUAUAUCUCUUUUUACAUUCAUUUGAGAUUCGAAAUAAGUUUGAUUUAUCUGUUUUACUUUGUUUUGAACUAGGAACAAUAACACGAGGCUAAUACACACCAAUGAGAAGUAAAUUUAGUGAAUAUAUGUAAAAAAUAUGUAUGUGCUGGGACAAUUUUUCUUAAAGACAAAUGAGUAUAAUAACGCUCGUAGCUGUUUCAUGCAUCACAUGCUUUCCUUAUAAUAUAGAAUGCUAUGCUGUAGAUGAUGUCCGAACGAACAGAUUUCAACAUACCGAUUUCUAGUAAGAGAACAAUAGUAUAGAUAAUGUUUAUUUCCAGUGUACGAUAAAAGGUCAAGAAAUUAAUCAGCACAAAAUAAGUGUUUCUUGGGAGAACAUUAGUAAACUGGGUUUUAAAACACACAUAAGACUGACAUGCUAUUGUGUCCUAAUUAGGCACAGUAAAUACAUUAUCCACCUUACCUAGAAACAAAUUGCAGCGUAUCAAAACCCGUUACAAAAUUAGCACUAGCAACGUGAAUUCUUCAUGCUCAUGACUCCUGACUCGAAAAAUUAGUGGUGUUGAAAGGUUCCUUCUCGUGUGCAACAGAACACUGUUUUGCACACGAUGAUGAACAGCAUGAUAACUAUAUUCUCAGUGAGCUUUUCUUUCGCAUGGUUUUAGUAUGUUAUGGUUGGAAAUUCUGUACACCAUUUUUUUCAGAACAGUCAAUGUUUCAUUAUCAGAUAGUGUAGGCAAAUUAUACAGCAACUCCGAUCCAAUCAACAAAUGCCAUUACGCCCAUAAGGCAUAUUCAAAAAAAAAUCUACAAUAGUAAAUCACGUUUCAUAUCGGCGUUCUUUUGCACGUAUCUAUCGGUUUAAAUCGUAUACUCCAACAGUAAAAAUACGAAAGCGAACCAAACAGUGAAAUAAAAUAUACUGAUCGUAAAAGAACCCCGAAUUUUAAAUUGAGUUUUGUGUAUAGGAAUUUUCAUAUACGAGAUAUCUGAUUUUCUCGGCGUUUGGUAUACGGAUAUUUAGGUAAAAUUGGAUAUACAUAUACAUAGCCCGCGGAAAUUCAAAUGUCGCGAUAAUUGUUGAUCAGCUAUCGCAUGUGUUUUCAUAAAUUAUUGCAUGCAUUGCACUAUCGCUGCAGCAGUUAAGCUAUUUAGUAACAGUAAUAUCUAUGUUAGUUAAGCUUUGUGUGCGCUUUGAUGCUUGUCCAAUCCAUGCACCAUAUGUUUUUCUUGCCUAAUAUUUUGAGUU
Molecule: messenger RNA, 6737 nt
Organism: Anopheles bellator
Lineage: Eukaryota; Metazoa; Arthropoda; Insecta; Diptera; Culicidae
Gene: rin
Exons: 4
Coding region: 580-3654 (1024 amino acids)
Cellular component (GO): cytosol; ribonucleoprotein complex
Molecular function (GO): mRNA binding
Source: RefSeq, a predicted model, not a curated record